AUGGCCCGCCUGGCCGCAGUGCUCUGGAGUCUGUGUGUCACCGCUGUCCUGGUCACCUCAGCCACCCAAGGCCUGAGCCGGGCCGGGCUCCCAUUCGGGCUGAUGCGCCGGGAGCUGGCGUGCGAAGGCUACCCCAUCGAGCUGCGGUGCCCAGGCAGCGACGUCAUCAUGGUGGAGAAUGCCAACUACGGGCGCACAGAUGACAAGAUCUGCGAUGCCGACCCUUUCCAGAUGGAAAAUGUGCAGUGCUACCUGCCAGAUGCCUUCAAGAUCAUGUCGCAGAGGUGCAACAACCGCACUCAGUGCGUGGUGGUCGCCGGCUCUGACGCCUUUCCUGACCCUUGUCCUGGGACCUACAAGUACCUGGAGGUGCAGUACGACUGUGUCCCCUACAAAGUGGAGCAGAAAGUCUUCGUGUGCCCAGGGACUCUGCAGAAGGUGCUGGAGCCCACCUCCACGCACGAGUCGGAGCACCAGUCUGGAGCGUGGUGCAAGGACCCGCUGCAGGCGGGCGACCGCAUCUACGUGAUGCCCUGGAUCCCCUACCGCACGGACACGCUCACCGAGUACGCCUCGUGGGAGGACUACGUGGCCGCGCGCCACACCACCACCUACCGCCUGCCCAACCGCGUGGACGGCACGGGCUUCGUGGUCUACGACGGCGCCGUCUUCUACAACAAGGAGCGCACGCGCAACAUUGUCAAGUACGACCUGCGGACGCGCAUCAAGAGUGGGGAGACGGUCAUCAACACCGCCAACUACCAUGACACCUCGCCCUACCGCUGGGGGGGCAAGACCGACAUCGACCUGGCCGUGGACGAGAACGGGCUGUGGGUCAUCUACGCCACGGAGGGCAACAACGGGCGGCUGGUGGUGAGCCAGCUCAACCCCUACACGCUGCGCUUCGAGGGCACGUGGGAGACGGGCUACGACAAGCGCUCGGCGUCCAACGCCUUCAUGGUGUGCGGUGUCCUCUACGUGCUGCGCUCCGUGUACGUGGACGACGACAGUGAGGUGGCCGGCAACCGCGUGGACUACGCCUUCAACACCAAUGCCAACCGCGAGGAGCCCGUCAGCCUCGCCUUCCCCAACCCCUAUCAGUUCGUCUCCUCCGUCGACUACAACCCUCGCGACAACCAGCUCUACGUCUGGAACAACUACUUCGUGGUGCGCUACAGCCUGGAGUUUGGGCCGCCCGACCCCAGUGCUGGCCCAGCCACUUCCCCACCCCUCAGCACGACCACCACAGCCCGGCCCACACCCCUCACCAGCACUGCCUCACCUGCAGCCACCACCCCACUCCGCCGGGCGCCCCUCACCACACACCCAGUGGGUGCCAUCAACCAGCUGGGACCUGACCUACCUCCAGCCACAGCUCCGGCACCUAGCACCCGGAGGCCCCCAGCCCCCAAUCUGCACGUGUCUCCCGAGCUCUUCUGUGAGCCCCGAGAGGUACGGCGGGUCCAGUGGCCGGCUACCCAGCAGGGCAUGCUGGUGGAGAGGCCCUGCCCCAAGGGAACUCGAGGAAUUGCCUCCUUCCAGUGUCUACCAGCCCUGGGGCUCUGGAACCCCCGGGGCCCUGACCUCAGCAACUGCACCUCCCCCUGGGUCAACCAGGUGGCCCAGAAGAUCAAGAGCGGGGAGAAUGCAGCCAACAUCGCAAGCGAGCUGGCCCGCCAUACACGGGGCUCCAUCUACGCGGGGGAUGUGUCCUCCUCCGUGAAGCUGAUGGAGCAGCUGCUGGACAUCCUGGAUGCCCAGCUGCAGGCGCUGCGGCCCAUCGAGCGCGAGUCAGCUGGCAAGAACUAUAACAAGAUGCACAAGCGAGAGAGAACCUGCAAGGAUUAUAUCAAGGCUGUGGUAGAGACAGUGGACAACCUGCUCCGGCCAGAGGCUCUCGAGUCCUGGAAGGACAUGAAUGCCACAGAGCAGGUGCACACAGCCACCAUGCUCCUGGACGUCCUGGAGGAGGGCGCCUUCCUGCUGGCCGACAAUGUCAGGGAGCCUGCCCGCUUCUUGGCUGCCAAGGAGAAUGUGGUCCUGGAGGUCACAGUCCUGAACACGGAGGGCCAGGUGCAGGAGCUGGUGUUCCCCCAGGAGUACCCGAGGAAGAACUCCAUCCAGCUGUCUGCCAACACCAUCAAGCAGAACAGCCGAAAUGGGGUUGUCAAAGUUGUCUUCAUUCUCUACAACAACCUGGGCCUCUUCCUGUCCACGGAGAAUGCCACGGUGAAGUUGGCGAGUGAAGCAGGCCCGGGGGGCCCGGGGGGCGCCUCCCUGGUGGUGAACUCGCAGGUCAUUGCAGCGUCCAUCAACAAGGAGUCCAGCCGUGUCUUCCUCAUGGACCCUGUCAUCUUCACCGUGGCCCAUCUAGAGGACAAGAACCACUUCAAUGCUAACUGCUCCUUCUGGAACUACUCGGAGCGUUCCAUGCUGGGCUACUGGUCGACCCAGGGCUGCCGCUUGGUGGAGUCCAACAAGACCCAUACCACGUGUGCCUGCAGCCACCUCACCAACUUUGCAGUGCUCAUGGCUCACCGUGAGAUCUACCAGGGCCGCAUCAAUGAGCUGCUGCUGUCAGUCAUCACCUGGGUGGGCAUCGUGAUCUCCCUGGUCUGCCUGGCCAUCUGCAUCUCCACCUUCUGCUUCCUGCGGGGGCUGCAGACUGACCGCAACACCAUCCACAAGAACCUGUGCAUCAACCUCUUCCUGGCCGAGUUGCUCUUCCUGGUCGGGAUAGACAAGACUCAGUAUGAGAUUGCCUGCCCCAUCUUUGCUGGUUUGCUGCACUACUUCUUCCUGGCUGCCUUCUCCUGGCUGUGCCUGGAGGGUGUGCACCUCUACCUGCUGCUGGUGGAGGUGUUUGAGAGCGAGUAUUCCCGCACCAAGUACUACUACCUGGGCGGCUACUGCUUUCCGGCCCUGGUGGUAGGCAUCGCAGCCGCCAUUGACUACCGCAGCUAUGGCACCGAGAAGGCCUGCUGGCUCCGAGUGGACAAUUACUUCAUCUGGAGCUUCAUUGGGCCCGUGUCAUUUGUUAUCGUGGUGAAUCUGGUGUUCCUCAUGGUGACCCUGCACAAGAUGAUCCGAAGUUCAUCCGUGCUCAAACCUGACUCCAGUCGCCUCGACAACAUUAAAUCCUGGGCCCUGGGGGCCAUCGCGCUGCUCUUCCUGCUGGGUCUUACCUGGGCUUUUGGCCUCCUCUUCAUCAACAAGGAGUCGGUGGUCAUGGCCUAUCUUUUCACCACCUUCAACGCCUUCCAGGGGGUCUUCAUCUUCGUCUUUCACUGCGCCUUACAGAAGAAGGUGCACAAGGAGUACAGCAAGUGCCUGCGUCACUCCUACUGCUGCAUCCGCUCCCCGCCAGGGGGUACUCACGGCUCCCUCAAGACCUCAGCCAUGCGAAGCAACACCCGCUACUACACAGGGACCCAGAGCCGAAUCCGGAGGAUGUGGAACGACACUGUGAGGAAACAGACUGAGUCCUCCUUCAUGGCGGGUGACAUCAACAGCACCCCCACCCUGAACCGAGGUACCAUGGGCAACCACCUGCUGACCAACCCUGUGCUGCAGCCUCGUGGGGGCACAAGCCCCUACAACACCCUCAUUGCUGAGUCGGUGGGCUUCAAUCCCUCCUCGCCCCCUGUCUUCAACUCCCCAGGGAGCUUCCGGGAACCCAAGCACCCCUUGGGAGGCCGGGAAGCCUGCGGCAUGGACACCCUGCCCCUUAACGGCAACUUCAACAACAGUUACUCCUUGCGAAGCGGAGAUUUCCCUCCAGGGGAUGGGGGACCUGAGCCGCCCCGGGGCCGGAACCUGGCCGACGCCGCUGCCUUCGAGAAGAUGAUCAUCUCAGAGCUAGUGCAUAACAACCUGCGGGGGAGCAGCAGUGGGGUCAAGGGCCCUCCACCACCCGAGCCCCCUGUGCCACCUGUGCCCGGGGGUAGUGGCGAGGAAGAGGCAGGCGGGCCCGGGGGUGCUGACCGGGCGGAGAUUGAACUUCUCUACAAGGCCCUGGAGGAGCCACUGCUGCUGCCCCGGGCCCAGUCGGUGCUGUACCAGAGUGAUCUGGACGAGUCAGAGAGCUGCACGGCAGAGGACGGCGCCACCAGCCGGCCCCUCUCCUCCCCUCCAGGCCGGGACUCCCUCUAUGCCAGCGGGGCCAACCUGCGGGACUCACCCUCCUACCCGGACAGCAGCCCUGAGGGGCCCAGCGAGGCCCUGCCCCCGCCCCCGCCCGCGCCACCCGGUCCCCCUGAAAUCUACUACACCUCGCGCCCGCCAGCCCUGGUGGCCCGGAACCCCCUGCAGGGCUACUACCAGGUGCGGCGGCCUAGCCACGAGGGCUACCUGGCAGCACCCGGCCUCGAGGGGUCAGGGCCCGAUGGGGAUGGGCAGAUGCAGCUGGUCACCAGUCUCUGA
Cynocephalus volans (Philippine flying lemur) is the source of this 4422-nucleotide messenger RNA. RefSeq names its product adhesion G protein-coupled receptor L1 (gene ADGRL1). Gene Ontology annotation, molecular function: latrotoxin receptor activity; carbohydrate binding; G protein-coupled receptor activity. The transcript has 23 exons. Gene Ontology annotation, cellular component: axon; presynaptic membrane; plasma membrane. Gene Ontology annotation, biological process: cell surface receptor signaling pathway; heterophilic cell-cell adhesion; adenylate cyclase-activating G protein-coupled receptor signaling pathway. The record is from RefSeq and is a predicted model, not a curated record. Lineage: Eukaryota; Metazoa; Chordata; Mammalia; Dermoptera; Cynocephalidae. The coding region runs from base 1 to 4422 and encodes 1473 amino acids.